AUGCUCAGUCUUGCAAUUUAUUUUCUUUGCUCAUUAAUUGCGUUUGGAGUUUAUGGAUCUCCACCAGAUCCCAAAAAUUGUGGCGGAUUCGUAUGUGUUUUAAAUGAUCCACCAAAUCAAUGCGGUCAAUUUUGUCUGGCAGCAUUAAGGCCACUCAUCGAUCACAUUGCAAUGCAGAAGGAAUGGAAUACCAAUGAUGCCUUCAAGUUAAAUAAAACCCAAGUCAAACUGGAAAAUAUUGAAAAGCAGCAGGAAACUCUAAACAACCUUGUAUCACAGGACAUUGAAGCCAGAUUGCAAAAAAUGGAAAACCAAUUGCAGGAAUUAUUAACCAAGGUUACGACUGCACCUCUGCCUUUAAAGGCAGUUGUUCUACCAGGAUUCGAGAAGAUCGGCAAAAGAUACUUCUACGUUGAAAGGACCCACCAAAUGAAUUGGUUUGCUGCCCAGAAAACCUGUAUUCAAAUGGGAGGACAACUGGCGGUCAUCCAGGACGAGCAGGAACUAGAAGCUUUAAGAUCGAGAAUCACCCACGACACAAAAUACUGGUUGGGCAUCAACGACUUGGUGAACGAGGGCGAAUACGUGUCCUGGACCACCGGCAAGAGGGUCCCCUUCUUAAAGUGGAGGCCGGGUGAACCCAACCAUGCCCGAAAGGGAGAAAACUGUGUGAAUCUCUUUAUAGGCGCAAUGUACGAUAAUGGGUGCGACAUAAGGUACUAUUUUAUUUGUCAAGCUGCCGAAGGAAAUUGAUUAAAAGCAUUGACAUUGUACCGGGGUAUGGUUCUUUAAAGUCGAAAUAAUUUGAAAUUAACUUAUAUCUCAUCAUUACAUAUGUAACUUUCAUUAAUUGUAUUAAUUCUAGACUGUCUCUAUACCAAUAUCAAAAAUAAAGUAUUUUUAA
Drosophila ficusphila is the source of this 904-nucleotide messenger RNA. Its product is annotated as C-type lectin 37Db-like. The transcript has a single exon. The record is from RefSeq and is a predicted model, not a curated record. The coding region runs from base 1 to 753 and encodes 250 amino acids. Lineage: Eukaryota; Metazoa; Arthropoda; Insecta; Diptera; Drosophilidae.